Messenger RNA from Cephus cinctus (wheat stem sawfly), 5013 nucleotides. RefSeq names its product breast cancer anti-estrogen resistance protein 1 (gene p130CAS). Gene Ontology annotation, molecular function: protein binding. Gene Ontology annotation, biological process: cell surface receptor protein tyrosine kinase signaling pathway; cell migration. The record is from RefSeq and is a predicted model, not a curated record. Lineage: Eukaryota; Metazoa; Arthropoda; Insecta; Hymenoptera; Cephidae. Gene Ontology annotation, cellular component: cytoplasm; plasma membrane. The transcript is spliced from 9 exons. Bases 405 to 2435 code for a protein of 676 amino acids.
UGCUCCUGGUGAUCUGGACUAAGGCGGAUGCUGGGAUGAGUGCAAAAAAUGUCAGAGACUGCUUGUGCUUGCUUUUUCGAGAAGUGAAGUGUUUACGCGAAUCUAAGGAGCCGUAUUAUAUAUCAAGGCAGUUUGAUUAGGCUCGAGUGUCGUUGCAAGAAUAUUCUCACUCUACUUGGUUACCAUGGGUCCAUUCUCCGUUAUUGCCGUAAGAGACGUAAACUCGAGGAUGAGAAUUGCUGGCGGCGUUUAGACUCUAGAAAUAGACGGUCAUACUCGCGGAGCCUUUAUCAAUUUAAAUUGAGCAGCGGCGAGUGAGGGAGGAGCAAGUCACAAGUCAUAGUAAUUGAAGGCUGCUCUAUUAGGCGAUACGUACGUGCAGAAAUAGCGAAGGAAAUUUUACAAUGUUAAUUAACAUGCAAAAAUGCGUAAAGGCCAGGGCGCUAUACGACAACAUAGCAGAAGCUCCGGACGAGCUUGCAUUCCGCAAGGGAGACGUUCUCACCGUCCUCGAACAAAAUACUGCAGGACUCGAAGGCUGGUGGCUCUGCGCUCUUCGUGGCAGACAAGGCAUCUGUCCUGGGAACAGACUGAGGUUAUUAGUCGGGCAGUAUGACAGCGGGGCUUGUUUGACUGGCAGCAGGGCUGAUCUUACCCUCACGGACUCGGACGCUUUACAGAAACACGGGAAGCGACGUAGUUGGCACGUUCAGCCUAACAAGGUGGUGACGCCACAAAAAUGUGGUGAUGUUUAUCUCUACGAUUUGCCUGCAAGUCGAGGCAGUCCGGCGCCAUCCUCUAGGCACGAUUCACCCUUGGCCAAUUCAUGUACCGAGCACUUUCAUACAGGACGUUACACCAGCAGCUCUAUUGGCACCAGGAGUUCCGUCGACAGUGGAGGAGAUAUCAGUGAUUGUUACGACGUUCCUCCACGAGCUAUUCCCGUUAUUCCAUCUCCAGCUACUAGUCCCAGUCCCGCACCUUCCUGCUACGAUAUUCCCAGGGCUCCUACUUCCUGCACGUCGAAUUCCAAUGGCAUGACACCCUUGGACUGCUAUGACGUACCCAGGCCAUUGCAACCGCUUACACCAAGCAGUUCAGCCUCCAGCCUUACCAAUGAUGGUUCCCUCAGUGGUUCCAAUAGGUCGAGCCUUGCUGCUCCGGAUUACGACGUUCCUCGUGCUCGACUACCAAAUUCUACUGUACCUUCACGACACAAUACACCUAUUCCUAAGACUCCCACACCGCCACCUCCACAGAGAGAGAAGAUAUACGAUGUACCUCCUAGUAAGGAACUUCCCUUGGAGCUGGACUCUGCCCUGGAAGGCUUACAGAGGCUGCAAGCUGAGGCGUCCGCUGCCAUUACUAGAUUGCUUGGUUUCGUGAGUCCAGGAUGGAGGACGCGACAGAGGCUGGAUUCUACGCUUAUGGAUCUUAGGCUGGCAGCGCUUAGGUUAAGGACGUCUCUUCAUGAUCUCGCUGAGUUUGCCGAAGGUACCUUGGGCAAUGCUGCCAAGGCACCGGACAAGGGGCUUGCCACUAAACUCAGGCCCUUGGUUAAAGCCCUCAGGGAUUCCGAUAAGCUUGUCCAGGAAGCAGCUGGUGAACUGGAUGCCAUGGAGUGGGACGCUACGAAACUGUGUCGCGGCGGUGGCGACACACCGACUCCUACAAAUUAUUCACCGCCAUCCCUUUUACCUACCGUUCAACCAGAUCCUCUGGAUCAGUUGAUAGCCUGUGCCAGAGCCCUCACAGAAGACGUUCGUCAGGUCGCAAGCUUUAUCCAGGGAAAUUCUACACUCCUAUUCAAGAGGUCCUCGAUCAUCUCCACCGGGAGUAGCGGGAACAAUAGCGCAGCUGGAGAGGAUUACGACUACGUGAACCUAGACUCGAGGGAGGUUGUAGCGAAGCAACGAGAAGAAUUGAGGGCAGUUCUUCCACCAGAGCUUCGAUCCAGCUACGAUCUCCUCGUGACUGAGGCUGAUAAUGCCGCCAUCCAGGCACCAUCCUCCAUGCCCAUCCCUAUGGACCCGAACGACAAGCACUUGCUGGCCUUCUAUGCUGCUCAGGUCAUUACCCACGGAACUCAUCUCACGCACGCUAUUGACGCCUUUCUGCAGACUGUCGAGCACAAUCAGCCACCCAAGGUGUUUCUCGCGCACGGGAAAUUCGUUGUCCUCAGUGCACACAGGCUGGUACACAUCGGCGACACUGUACACAGAAACGUGAUGAGGAACGACGUUAAAACAAGGGUGCUUCAAUGCGCCAAUGCUUUGAGCGAAGCCCUCGCUCAGACUGUUUCCAAGACUAGACAAGCAGCACAGUUCUUCCCAAGCGUCGCCGCCGUCCAGGAUAUGGUUGAUAGCGUCGUAGACGUCUCUCAUCUCGCGAAGGAUCUUAAAGUCGCUAUGAUUCACGCAGCUCAACAACCCUGAUGAGAGUCAAAUUAACCAGCAACAGGGAUAACUUAACGGGAAGGACCCGAAGACAUUUUGGGCAAUUCUCUACGAUCAACCUCAACCAGUAAAUACAGAAUAGAGAAUACCGAGUACGAAAUGCAGACAUAUAUUCUUCCGCUGUGUAAUAGAGGUAGUCGUAGACAUUUGAGGUAGACCUUAACGUAACCUUACAGUGCUAGUGGAAAGAAAUUCAUAGUUAUGAAAAGGGAAACAAAAGACGCGACGCUCUUUGAUUGAGAUUUUAAUGAGCCAAUCCGCGCGAUGGUUUGUUCACUGUGGUAGCACGCGUUCUUUUUUGCUAGCGUGUUAACUAAGUGUAUCUUCUCCGUGGACCAGGUGUAGCUUUUUCUCCAAGGGAAGGAAGCAUUGCUAUUGCCAAAACAUUAUAACGUAUAGGUACGUACCUAUUUGUAGGUGUUAAUCCAAGAAAUGGAAUUAAGAAAAAAGAAACGAAGUAAUUAACGAAUGAUUAAUGGGGGACUGAAUAAGUAAAGAGAAUCAAAUUGUCGCUGUAAUGUAUUCCGGUAUGGUAGAUGCGUCAUAGUCAUUGAUAGUGAAGCGUGUAGCAAUGUCGUUCGUAGGUAGCCCAUUUUUAAUGAGGGGAACAUAAUAUUAAAUAACGAAUAUAGACCAGGAGAACAAUUGAUGAAAAUUCUUUGCAGGUUAUAUUAGAACUGGUGCGCAAACUAAAGUAAGACCAUACGUUUGAUUUCGAUGGUAGAACCAACUUUAGUUGGUAUCUUAGUUUCAAAUGAAUCUGUACCAGAACACUGAUAACAAAGGUUUCCUUUUUAUAUCAAAAGAAUCUUUCCAACCUUUUAUACGAAGCUUUUUACAUUCAGUCUUUUGCAUACUCCUUUUUGACUGGCGGCUAAAUUUUAUAUGGACUUGCGUCGUCCCCUAGACGACAAACAGCCCCUUGACGAUAAUGAUGAUGAUGACUUUAGAAUACUGCUGAUAAUCCAAACUUCCAAAGUCCCUGAUUAAUAAAGGUCCAGUCAUUUACUCCAAGCUCAGAUAAAAAGGAAGAGCACCAAGGAAUUGUAUACAGCAUUGAAUUCUAUAUUUCAGAUCAAUGUCAGAUCAUUGAUCCUCAUUUGAUAAGUCAUCCUCAAGUCAUUGAUAUUCACCGAAAUGAAUUUAAGGUAAAAGAUUGAUUUAAUUGCCCUCCUUAACUUAUCAUUCAAUUAUCAUUUGAUUGUUUAAGUCAGGGUUACUUCCUGCGAUUUGCUGACCACCGUAUUGCUUCUUCCUUCGCUUUUAUAUUUAAUGACAUUUAAUUAUGUUGAUGAUAAUUGAUGUUAUUUGAUUAAACAUUCCGGAUGUUACUUGUAUGCGCAAUUCGGAUCUCAUGAGACUCUCACUCAGUUUACGUAAUUUCAAGGUAACAAGCGAGCGUUUGAAAUCGUUCAUGAAAAUUAUAAUUUAAUUGCGCGAACUUAAUUUGACUUUAAAAACAUAGAUCUUCGUGAUCACCACUGAUACCUAACAAGUAUUAAAGAAGAAGCAACGCGUUGUGGAAACGCAAGUGAUGUAUCGUACAUAUGUUGCGUAUCCUUGGUUUACGUGUUAUUCACAUAUGGGACGGGCCUCGAAUCGCCUAGCAAUAGACAGCUAUUUAUUUAGCGAGCCAUUGAAGCAUCGAGAUAUUUGUAUUAUAAAAUUACAAUUGCUGAAUAUUUUGUACAAUACUUAUACCACGGGCAACCGGGCAGUUGUGUACCGCAGCAUAUACGAUUAUAUAUACACGUCUAUGUAUUAACAAGGUAUACUAGUUGAUCCCAAUAGGUGCUUAGCGUUCACGGCUCAUAUCGAACUUUUAUGAUUAUAUAUUUAUAUCCAAGCAACACGUAGUAAUAUUGCGAAACUUAAUAGAGACAUUAAGAUGGGUUUAGAGACGAAGCAUUCUUAAAAAGCCCGCGUUUCACGUAUCAGUCAAUCGGACUGCUUGCCUUGUGCGCGGCAAAUUCAAACUGUGCUAUAAGUUUAAAAGUAUUCCAAGUGCUCUGUCUGUAAGCUCCUCGUGCGUCUAACAAUAAGCAUGUGUACCGAUCGAGCUAGAGAAUGAUUUUUAAAUGCUCGAACAGCGACACUGGCGUCUUAUGUUCCUGGUACGUACAUAAGAAGUAUAAUUAUGUAUUAAGCAUAUAUUGCAUUGACUGUAACAACGUCCAGGUAAUCUUCUGGAUUACUGGAGAACUCGUAUCCUGGAGGUUGUUUCUUUAAAUGGGCUAUGAAAUGCUCAUCUUCGGCACUGCAGCUUAUAUCCUCGGACUCGAAACGAAUGUGGAGGACACGUACAAGUCUUUCGGACUGAAUUAGAUUAUUUUAAAAGCGUUACUAUGUACAUAGCCGUAUUUAUAUGUAUUAUAAUAUGAAUUAUUACUUAUUACUAUUGUAAACGAAGAAACUGACAGACAUAUGUAUACACACCAAUGCAAAUGAUAUGCUCAUUGUAUGGCAGGAUACUUGCACGUGGAUAUCGUGCAGGAAUUAUAACGCGGAAUAAUCAUUCCUGACUAUCCGAUGAAAUAAAAAAGGAUUUUAAGUAGCA